Messenger RNA from Scylla paramamosain (green mud crab), 6698 nucleotides. Its product is annotated as exportin-T-like. Gene Ontology annotation, molecular function: small GTPase binding; tRNA binding. NCBI's taxonomy places the organism in Eukaryota, Metazoa, Arthropoda, Malacostraca, Decapoda, Portunidae. The transcript is spliced from 19 exons. The record is from RefSeq and is a predicted model, not a curated record. The coding region runs from base 243 to 3179 and encodes 978 amino acids. Gene Ontology annotation, biological process: tRNA re-export from nucleus. Gene Ontology annotation, cellular component: nuclear matrix; cytoplasm; nuclear pore.
GGUGGCCGUUGUGACGGGGGCAGUGGUGGUGGUGGUGGUGGUCACAUUAUUGGAACCCGAAGAUGGAGGCGGCGUGGAGUGGACAUCAUCUGGCCACCACAUUAUGAUUUCUUGACAGGCUGCACGCGGGCACCCUCCACACACCCUGACCCAGUGCAAGGGAGCCAGCCACAGCAGCAGGAGGAACCAGACCAACCAGAGCAUCACCCACAGCACAGCGUCACAGCCUCCCUCGCUGCGCCAUGGAGCCACACAUGUUGCAGGGGCUGUGGGCGCCUGACAACCAGCAGCAGCACAGCCGGGCCCUGGAGUACCUGCAGCGGCUGAGGGAGAGCACAGAUGGAUGGCAGAUCUGUGGCGCCACGCUCACCUCCGGUGGCACAAGUCUGGAUGAUAAAGUGAAGUUUGUGUGCCUCCAGGUGAUGGAGCACUAUGCACAGACUCGCUACGUCAUCGCCACACCCGAGGAGCAGAGUCUCCUGCGCCAACACUUGUCACAGUGGACCACAGCGCUCUGCAUGGCUCCUGAUGCCGAGAAGGUCUACAUUCAAAACAAAACAGCACAGUUGAUGGCACUUGUGUUCAUUGUGGAUUACCCUGACCGCUGGCCCUCCUUUAUCGCUGACGUGCUCUCCACUCUCCAUACGGGGCCCAAUGCUGUUGACUUAUACCUGCGUCUGCUCCUGGCCAUUGAUACUGAGGUUGUGGACCGCGAGAUCAUCCACACGCAGGCAGAGAGUGAACGUAACAACCGCAUCAAGGACACCAUGAGGGAACACUGUGUUAUGGACCUGACCAACUCCUGGUAUGACAUUCUGGUCAAGUAUGAGAAGACCCACCCCAGCCUGGUGUGUCAGUGUCAUGAUGUCAUUGGGGCGUACAUAUGCUGGAUUGACAUCACCCUUAUUGCCAAUGACCGGUUUGUGUGCAAGCUGGUGGAUCACCUGAAGGAACCGCUGCUGAGGGAGGCAGCAGCGGACUGCAUCCAUGAGGUGAUCACCAAGGGCAUGGAGCCGCUGGCCAAGACGCAGCUCAUUGAGUCCUUCGUCACUGUGCUGGACAGGGCCGGGGUGCUCAAGCCGGUCGAUGAUGAUGACUCAGACUUCCUGGUGAAGCUGGCCCGACUGAUUAAUGGCAUUGGGGUACAGCUGAUCCUGGCCUGGCAGAAGCUGGACAAGAAGGAGAUGGAGAAGAAGAAGAUGAUCCGCCAGGCUGUGGAGAGCAAGGUCACUCUUCUCCUCGUCUUCAUGGCUAGCGAUUAUGACGACAUCUCUGCUGCUGUGUUUGACUUUGCCCGUGAUUAUAUCCAGAUGAUCAAGCAGAGUGCAGCGCUGAGUGAGGUGGAGCGCGGGCUGCUGGAGAACAUGCUGUACGUGGUGAUCACCAAGACUAAGUAUGAUGAGUCCUACAACUUUGACCAGGCAGGGGAGGAAGAGGCCAUGUUUGACGACUACAGGAAGAGACUCAAGGUUGUGUUUGAUAACUUGGCUGCCCUGAUUCCUGAGGUGGUCCUGAAGGUGACGAAGGAGUAUGUGGUGACGACGCUGAACCGUUGGCAAGCCUCAUCAUACGAGGACGUGGAGGCGGCCGUGUCUCUCCUGUACAACCUUGGUGAGGCACUCCCUGCAUCCCACGGUAACCACUUCUCCGGACCCACGCAGGGCGGUGACCCAGCCUCCCUUCAAGUGUCACAGGUGAAGACGUCCACCAUGCAGGAGAUGAUGCGGCUGCUGGUCACGUCGGGGGUCUCGGCACACACUCACCCAGCCGUGUCGCUGCAGUUCUUUGAGUGUGUGGCGCGCUACGAGAAGUUCUUUGCCUGUGAGGUGCAAUUCAUUCCAGGCAUUCUCACAGCUUUCCUCGAUGUGCGGGGAAUGAGGAAUGCCAACCCCAGGGUGCGCAGUCGGACGAGCUACCUGUUCUCUCGUGUGGUGCGGUGCCUCAAGACUCACAUUGUCAACUACACAGAGCAGGUCUUGUCCCAGCUGGCACCUCUGCUGGCACUGGCACCCCCACAGCCUGCUGGGGUGGCAAGCGGUGGCCUGCUGACCCCAGAUGACCAGCUUUACGUGUACGAGGCGGCGGCGAUGCUGGUGGUGGCCGGCAACACCUCAGCACAGGAGAAAGAGAUGCUUAUGAGGAAUCUGCUGGCUCCUGUGUUUUCUGAGGUGACGCGGCUGGCAGAGAGUCUGGCGCAGGAGUGUGAUCCCAUGAUGCAGAUGAGCAUUGCCAAGAGUAUCUGCCACGCCACAGCUGUCACCGCCCGCACCUCCAAGGCCUUCUCCAACCAGAACACUAUCCAGGCCUGUGGGUGUGUGCAACUAUACCUGGAGGCCCUGCAACUCUUCAUUAACUGCCUCAGUGUUGGUCUGGAGCGCGAGGUGGUUGGGUCAGGAGUGCGGCAGCUGAUGCAUCGGCUGGUCGUGUGUCUGGACGGCAACAGUCUGCUGCCACUGCUGCCGUCUGCCUCCCAGGCCCUGCUGCACACACCCUCCACCAAUGCCCUCACUGAAUACCUGCCACUCAUCAACCAGAGCAUUACUAAGUUCCAGAAGGACAUCGGCCCAUUCCUGCAGACCAUCUUUGUCCCACUGGUGUCUGCCAUUUUCACCGCCCUCUCUGAGCCUCUGGAGGAGAACGAGGAGGAGGAGAAGCGCACCAGGCGACUCCUGCAGCGCGGCUACUACCUCUUCCUCACCACCAUCGUGUCCAACAACCUCCUUGACACCCUUGCUGCGCUGGAUGCCACCACCCUGCAUCAGGUGUUGAUGUCUGUGGUGCAGGGAGCUGUAGAGUUUCCUGACCCCGUGGCACAGAAGAAUUGCUUUGUCAUCCUGCGGCGGCUGACAGAGGCCUGGGGGGAGAAGGAUGUGGGGCCACCAGGCUUUGUUGAAUUCCUCUACACACAGGUGGUGCCGGCAUGCUUCCUGGCUCCCCUCAAGACGACCUUUGACCUGAAUGAUGCCCAGACCAUCCUGGCGCUGCACGAGUCCGUCACAUGCCUUCAGUCGGUGUACAAGAGACGUGGCGAGGAGCUGGUGUCCUACCUGCGCUCUGAGUACCUGCCCAAGAUGGAGCUUUCCCCAGACCUCAUCGCUGAGUACUGUCAGGCACUCACCUCUGACGCAAAGUUCUUUAGAAAUUACAGCAAGGUUUUCUUCCAGCGGGCCAAGUCAUGAGGUGGGUGUGGCAAGACUCCUGCCCAGUGCAGAGUCCACCACUGCUGCCGCCGCCAGUCCGGGUCUGUGUCUCAGACUGCCUUGUUGUGUGAUGGAAGAGUUGCUGCAAAGAUAUUUCUAGUCAUAUCUGCUGAGACCCAGUAGUGAGGGGUAGCAAGCAUCCUGCAUGACUGACUGAGCCGGACAGGGAGGCGGGCAUGGGUGUGGCCGUGGGUGGGGAUGGGUGUGUGGCUGUCACGUAGGUGUGGCGUGGCGCUGCAAUCAGCACGGCAGAGAGGGCUGAACGUGGUGUUGGGAGGUCAGCAUGUCAUCUUGUUCAGGAAAAGUUUGCCAGUCACACCAGCACCACCACCUCCUGUCCUGCUGACUUGGUGUUGUCCACCAGACACUCCAGUGAUGUGCCUUACUGCUCCUGCUGCCUGGCCGCCACUCAGCUGGUGACUCGGGCUCUCACGUGUGUGACCUGCACGCCUCCUAGAGCUAGUCACCCCUCAGCCUUCACUUGGCCUAGAGAUGACACGCUGACUGGUUAGUUUGGCGUGGGUGUUUCUUUGGGUCGCCACCAGUGCAGGGGCCAGGAGAGCAAGACACAUGACAGACUAGCAAAACAGUGAUUCACCCGCAGUGUUAUGCUUAACGGUGACCUGUGUGCUGACGACAAAGACUGGCUCAUUUCAGUUUGGAGUUGGUCUUUCUAUAACUAUUUGACGACGGUGAAGACUGUUCUUGUAUAAGUCAGAGUCAGUCUUUCCAAAGCUAUCACAAUUAAUGAUGUUGACUAUCUGUAUAAAUUGAGCACGUCUUUGAUAUCCUGUUGGUAUAGGCUUGUUUAAAUUAACCAUUUAUCUUGUUUACAUUAGAGUUUCCUUGAACUUUUGCUUGGAAUGUCAAUUAAUAUUAAUGUUUUGUUGUAUGAAUUUGUUGACUGAACGUAUGAGUGUGGGAGGGAACCGGCUGGACUGUGCUGGGCCGGGGAAUCAGUCAUGAAGGAUGUGUUUAACUGUGAUAGGCAGAUAUGAUUAGACUGCUGCUCAAAACAUUAUAAGGAUUAAUGGAAAACUCGCAUAUAAGUAUGUAUUUAUCAAGUGAUGCAUCAUUACCACAACAUUACUACUACUACUACUACAUCUUUUUAUGGCUUAGCGUCCUUGGUAAUUUUAUCCGUGGCCAUUUCAAUCAUCCACUCACUUAGGCUUGUGUUGACGCACCAGCUACUACCGUGCCUCCAAGCAUCCUCUGCACCACCUUGUCCUCUCAUGCCGCUGCUCAUUGAUAGUCUGGCGUUGCAUUCCAGCGUCCAGUGUGUCCCCUGUGCCGGCCUCCCCAUGCACUGCUACUGUGUCACCUCUGGGAGUCUGAAACAGGAUCACACACACACACACACACACACACACACACACACACACACACACAUGUAUUCUAGUAUUUGAGGUGCUUGGUGUCAGGCAAUUGCUGUGUUUGGUUCUGUCUGGUCACUUACUUAACCAGUCCAGUGGUGUGGAGAGGAGUCGAAGUGCAGGGGAGGAUGAGUUACUGAAAUUCUCCCGGGAAAAUAGACUAGAAUCAGAUGUGGGAGUUGUCUGGCAGCCGUCGUUAUAUCCAAACAUUUAUGAAUAGUUUAUAUCUUGAAAUGUAAUAUAUCAGUAUGUGUCUCAGUGUAGAGGAAAACUGGAAAAAAAAAACUAUAUUGUUUCUCUCACUCUUUCUGUCUAUCUUUCACGCAGGGCAUUAGUGAUACAACGCAUUAUUUCACUCAUUUAUUAUUUACUUCAUUCACUUCACUGAUUCCCAGACUUGUGUCAGUAUUUCACCAAUUCACAGCUUGCAGGAAUUUGGUUCACUGCAAGCAAGCACUGUGUUAAUAAUGACUUAAAUUUGUGCAGUGUUUUGAUAUGGUGUGGUUUAAGCUCUCUUGUUUCAGUCCUGCAUCUCUGCAUGGUGAACAGGAGCCACACUGUGAAAGACAAGGUUACUGUUUAAUUCAUUGUAUAGAAAGAUAUUCACCUUUCUAUCUUUUCUCACUCACAUCUAUCUUCCUUUCUUUAAAAUGUUUUCCCUCACUCAUUUCAUCAUUCUGUCCAUCCCCUCUGCCUUUCUCUAUUUUUCCUUUCUCUCUCUCUCUCUCUCUCUCUCUCUCUCUCUCUCUCUCUCUCUCUCUCUCUCUCUCUCUCUCUCUCUCUCUCUCUCUCUCUCUCUCUCUCUCUCUCUCUCUCUCUCUCUUCCCUUCUCUUCCUUCUCUAACAUGCUUUUCCUCACUUAUUUAAUUCUGACCCAUCCUCUCAUUUUUUUCUGUGUAAUCUGUCUCUUUUCCCUUCGUUCUUCAAAAUGUUUUCCCCCUCUCAUUUCAUCAUUCUAUCCCAUCACCUUAUUCCCUUAUCUCUCCAUCUCCCCUUCAUCUCCUCACCUCACCUCACAUCUCACCCCACAUCCCCACAGUACAUUCAUAUAAACCAUUGUUCACCACCACCUCUCAAUGUGUGUACACUCUUGGCCCUGCUCUGUGUACCAGCCUGAAUGUAGCAGACGUUUCCAUCUAGUGGUGUGUAGUGACCUGCCUGCCUCUUGCCACAGCUUACGACUGCCUCCUCCUCCUUCUUCUCUUCCUCUUCCUCCUCCUCCACGUUCAUCUCUGGACCAUGGUGAUAUAGUCGUUGUUGUUAUCAUUGUUGUUGUUGUUGUGUCCAUCGUUACAUUCCUACCAGCUUGGUCCUCCUUGCUGCAGCAUCCACAGGUGUUAUUCUAAGUGCCUUAUUAUCAUCGGUUCCACAGCAGUUACGGCAACACUGUUGAGUAGCACAAAGGCUGGAUCAUACAUACAUCAUUUGGUUUCCUUUUCUUUGACGGCUAACAACACUUAAAUGAAAGUUGUACUUAGUGGCAGGGAUCCCAGAAGUGUGGUUGGGCUGCCUGAGGACAAGCAGGGGUGGUAACAUUGGCACUACUGAUACCCUCACACACUGUUUGGCCCAUGCAUUCCCUCUUGCCUAGUAUUAUAGUGUGUGAGGGGAAUGUGUUGGCCAGUCAGCUGGUGAGAACUUCACCUGGUGUCAGUGUUGUCGUCCUGGUGUGUCCUCAGGUAGCAGCGUUAUAGACCAUGUUCUGAAACAUCUGUGCCGCAUCUCCACUACUUUCAAAGGCUAUAGUUGAAGUGACACAGGUUUUUGAGUGCAUUUUUGUGGUUUUAGUAACAGAUUAACAAGAUUUCUACUGUAUGAACUGGAGAAAUGGUCAUGAGAACCUGGCAAAUCAUCUGUGUAGCCUUUGCAAGUAGUCGUAGUGAAAGAGCAAAGCGUUUCUGAACACAAUCCUGUACCUCCACCGUCCCUGGCUCUGAGUGUAGCAGUGUUGGCUUAAUAUUAACCAGACUGUUGAAAUUAAUUUAGAGAAACUGUAUCAGUUGCCCAGAGAGAUGUAAGCGUCCUGCGCUGAGCCUCAAUGCAAUGUGACAGCAUUGGUGAGUAUUGUACAUACUACAGCAUGUACAGCUGGAGACUUUUGUAAUAAAAUGUGCUGUGAACA